AUGGCCGGCUUUGACGGCUGGCCGAGGCCGGCCUACAACGCGUCUGUCGAGGGUUUUCGUGAAAGGGAAUAUCCCAUGCUGAAGGACAACGUUUACCUCGACCAUGCCGGUACCACGCUAUACAGCCGCUCGCUGGUCGAGCGUGCGACUGCCGACAUGAUGAGCUCGCUCUUGGGCAACCCGCACGCCGCAUCGCCAUCAUCCCAAGCGGCAUCACUUCUGGUCGAGGAUGUAAGACUGCGAGCGCUACAGUUUCUCGGUGCAGACCCAGCAGCUUUUGACCUAAUAUUUGUGGCCAACGCAACAGCGGGCAUCAAGCUCGUGACCGAGGCUUUCCGUACGCUGCCAGGCGGCGGCUUCGCCUCUGGCGUCGACAACGUCCUGUUUGCCUAUCCAGCACAGUCUAAUAUGGACGGUCAACGGUAUCCGCUGUCGUGGGCAUCAGACGUGAGGACCUCGCCAAACAGCAAUGACAAUGCGGAUAGUCACGACGCAACAUCGCCGUCUCCCCGCAUCUGGACGCUUCUCGAUGCUGCGGCGUAUGCGUCUACAGCUCCCCUAGACCUUCACGAUGCUGUCACAGCGCCAGAUUUCGUCGUCCUCAGUUUCUACAAGAUCUUCGGCUGGCCAGACCUUGGUGCGCUGCUGGUGCGUCGGCCAGCCGAAGCCGUGUUUGACACACGUCGCUAUUUUGGUGGCGGGACCGUGGAUGUAGUGGUGUGCACGACCGAGCAGUGGCAUGCUCGGCGCCAGGCAUCGCUGCACGAGCGCCUGGAAGACGGCACGCUUCCGAUCCACUCCAUCGCCGCACUCGGAGCUGCACUGGACACGCACGCAACGAUGUUCGGGUCCAUGAAACGCGUGGCUUCCCACACAACAUUUCUAGCAGACCGGCUGCGUCAAGGUCUGCUUUCGCUGCACCAUAGCAACGGUGUGGCUCUGUGCGAGAUAUAUGGAAACGAAAGAGCGAGCGGCCGCGGCGGCGGAAACGGCCCAGUUGUUGCGUUCAACCUGCGCAAUGUCCAUGGUGCAUGGGUGAGCUUGACGGAAUUCGAUAAGCUGGCUGCCUUGCGUCGCUUCCACGUUCGCACUGGUGGUGUCUGCAACCCGGGUGGCAUUUCCUCGGCCCUCAAUCUGGCGCCUUGGGAACUGCGUCGCAACUUUGCCAACGGGAUGCGGUGCGGAGACACGGCAGAGGAGGACAUUGUGUCUGGGAAACCUACAGGAAUCAUUCGAGUGAGUCUUGGUGCCAUGAGCACCUUGGCCGAUGUCGAUCAGUUCCUCGCAUUUCUGCACGAAUUUUACUGCGACGCUGGCUUGACAAAGUAUCCUACACUCUAUCCUGCCACUAGAUUGUCCUCCAGUUCUCCACCCAGUCUCGUGGUGGCAUCCAUCAGUGUGUACCCCAUCAAAAGCUGCGGCGCGUUCGCCGUGGCCACCGGAACACCCUGGGAAGUUCGACCGGAAGGUCUCGCCUGGGACCGCGAGUGGUGUUUGGUGCAUCGUGGCACCGGUCGUGCUCUCAGCCAGAAGCAACACCCGCAGAUGGCUCUGCUACGGCCGCAGCUUGACUUUGUUCGAGGAGUGCUGCGGGUAGUAUGGGGAGGAGCCAGGAUGGAAGGAAGGUCGAGCGAGAUUUGCGUGCCCCUGUCGAGCAAUCCGGCCAUGUUUGCGCCAACAUCGUCGAGACCCAUCUCUCUGACGGCAUCUUCCCGAUGGCCGUCUCGCGCAUCCAGAGUUUGUGGCGAGGAAAUUGCCGCUCAGGUCUACACGACUGCGUCCAUCAACGACUUCUUCUCCGAUGUCCUUGGUGUGCCCUGUUCUCUUGCCAGGUUUCCACCUGGUGGCCACGGAAAAAGCAUGCGUCACGCCAAAGCUCACCUACAAAAGCAUCAGGCUGGCCACAACCAUGCACCCCCGUCUCCACCAGAAUCAGACUCGGAUGGAUAUGCCAUCUCUGGACGAGGAAAAAUGCCGACCAGCAGCGAUAGCAUCAACAGCAAGGAUGCACAUGCAGCAGCUAUCCGCAGUCAAACGGCGCGUCGACGCAUCCUGCUCUCCAACGAGAGUCCCAUCCUGGCCAUCAACAUGGCCAGCGUUCGUGCACUCAACUCUGAUAUUCGUGCCAGGAACAGCAGAAGCGAUGAACACUCGUCGACAGACGUUCCACCCGACGUCUUUCGUGCUAAUAUCGUAUUGGACAAUGCCGGACAGACCAAUAUUGCCAGUGGACACACUGCUGCCUAUGCAGAGGAUAAUUGGUCUCACCUACGAAUCGGCAGCCAAUCCUUCCGCAUGUUGGGCGCAUGCCGUCGCUGCCACAUGGUCUGCGUUAACCAGCAGACCGCUGCCCGCGGCGAGGAGCCCUUUGUCACGCUAUCACAGACUCGACGCUUCGAUGGUAAAGUCUUUUUUGGCAUCCACAUGGCCCACGAGGCAGAAGACUACAAGACCAGUAGCACAACGACACUGGAGCAGCAAUGGCCUACCAUCAUGGUGGGUGAUGCUGUUCAGGUGCAGUCGCCAUGA
Messenger RNA from Grosmannia clavigera kw1407, 2529 nucleotides. RefSeq names its product molybdenum cofactor sulfurase. The transcript is spliced from 3 exons. Gene Ontology annotation, molecular function: molybdenum cofactor sulfurtransferase activity; molybdenum ion binding; pyridoxal phosphate binding. Bases 1 to 2529 code for a protein of 842 amino acids. Lineage: Eukaryota; Fungi; Ascomycota; Sordariomycetes; Ophiostomatales; Ophiostomataceae. Gene Ontology annotation, biological process: Mo-molybdopterin cofactor biosynthetic process. The record is from RefSeq and is a predicted model, not a curated record.